This is a messenger RNA of Paraglomus occultum, 1995 nucleotides long. The record is from the annotation of a GenBank genome assembly. NCBI's taxonomy places the organism in Eukaryota, Fungi, Glomeromycota, Glomeromycetes, Paraglomerales, Paraglomeraceae.
AUGACCAAAAGAAAAGAGCAGCAUUACGAAGUGCAAGUAACCGACGAGAACGAUGUAUUGAAAAUAACGGCCUUGGGUGCUGGAAAUGAAGUUGGGCGUUCCUGUGUUGUAAUUCAAUACAAAGGAAAAACUGUCAUGCUUGACGCUGGAGUUCAUCCAGCAUACAAUGGCAUCGAAGCGCUACCCUACUUUGAACAAAUAGAUCCUUCUACUGUGGAUAUAUUACUUAUAAGCCAGUACGUUAUCUGGGGAAUAAUCAUAGUAGAUUAUCAUGCUGCAUCGUUGCCUUACUUUACGGAGAUGACAACAUUCCAAGGCCGCGUGUUUAUGACCCAUCCAACAAAAGCUAUCUAUAAAUGGCUACUGUCAGACUAUGUUCGAGUCAGCAACGUCUCCGUGAGCAAUAAUCUGUACAAUGAAGAGAAUCUCAUUCGUAGCUACGAAAAAAUUGAUGCGAUUGAUUAUCACCAAGAAGUUGAGGUUGAAGGCAUUAAGUUUACUAGUUACAAUGCAGGGCAUGUAUUAGGCGCAGCAAUGUUUCUGAUUGAGAUCGCUGGAGUCAAGCAUAUAUUAGACGCGCUUUCCCAUUCACUACCAAAACUUGACCCUCUUCCAACCCCAUCAAAGAUUCUCUACACGGGUGAUUACUCCCGCGAAGAAGACAGACACUUAAUGGCCGCCGAAGUCCCACCUGUACAACCUGACGUCCUAAUAACGGAAUCAACCUACGGUGUGCAAUCGUACCAGCCACGUCUCGAGAAGGAAUCUCGCUUUACAAACUUGGUUCACAGUAUCACUUACAUUAACAUGAUGAAUGCAAGAAUACGAAAGCAAUUUGCUGUUAGUAAUCCGUUUGUGUUCAAACAUAUUUCAAAUUUGAAAAAUAUGGAUAAUUUCGACGAUGUUGGGCCAUGUGUGAUGAUGGCCAGUCCAGGAAUGUUGCAGAGCGGGUUGUCACGAGAACUGUUUGAAAGAUGGGCACCAGACCGAAGAAAUGGCCUUGUUAUAACGGGUUAUUGUGUCGAUGGGACCCUAGCGCGCCAUGCGAUGACAGAACCUUCGGAUAUACCCUCAAUGUCUGGUGCCAAAAUUCCAUUGCGCAUGUCAGUUGAUUCCAUCUCCUUCUCUGCUCAUGUGGAUUAUACCCAGAACAGCCAAUUUAUUGACGAGGUUAAAGCUCCACAUGUUGUACUCGUACAUGGAGAGACAAACGCAAUGGGAAGAUUGAAAAGCGCAUUGAAAAGCAAAUACGCUGAACGAGAAGAAAACAUUAACAUAUACACACCGAAGAAUUGUGAGAUUGUUAAAUUGCAUUUCCGAGGAGAGAAGAUGGCGAAGACUAUCGGUACCUUGGCAUCAAAAUACCCAACAGAGAACCAGAUAGUUACUGGCAUCCUCGUGUCUAAGGAUUUUCAGUUUAAUAUCAUUUCCGCCAGCGAUCUCAAGGAAUUUAGUGGUAUUGCCACGAGUUCUAUUCUCCAAAAGCAGACAAUUGGUUAUCGUGCUAGCUUCUCGUUGUUGAGAUAUCAUCUCGAGCAAAUGUUUGGCGUGCUAGAAGAGAUUGUAGAUAAUGAUGAGGUCGUUGGGCUAAAGAUUUUGGGUGUUCUCUCGUUAACACAUACCAGUGCAAAAUACGUGACUCUUGAGUGGCUUGGGAACUCGAUAAAUGAUGUCAUCGCCGAUUCAGUAUUAACAGUAAUUCUUAAUAUCGAAAGUAGUCCUGCAUCAGUCAAAGUUACCAAGCCACCACACCACUCCCAUUCACACACAACUACUUCUGAAGAUAUACUCAAUGAUGCCGAGCGUUUCCUUAAGCAGCAGUUUGGGGAGGUGAGACGAAAACCGGAUUCGAACGAUGAGGUCCUAAUUGUUUCUAUUGAUGAACAUACUGCGGAAGUUAAUGUUAAAACUAUGGAUGUGAACUACGGCGUCAAACCAAUAAUUAUUAAUCAAUUUGUUUCGGGUCAUGGAAUAGGAGAUUCAGACCGACCAUGA